GCUUCCGCCGGAAGUGCCCUCGCGCUCCCUGAGGACGUCAUCGCGGCGCGCCGGGCGGCCGCGCGCUCCCGCCAUGUUCCGUGCGGGGGGGCCCCGCGUUGCCGCCGCCGCCGUCAGGGCUUGGGCUUGGGCCCGGGCCCGGGGACGGGCCGGGGCCGUGGGGGUCUCGUCCGCUCCCGCCGGGCCCCCCGCGGCCCCCGAGCUCCGUAGGGAGAAGCCGCUGCUGCCAGCGCUGCCACGGUCCCCCAUCCUGCGGGCCUGCAGCGUCCCCGUCCCCCCACACCGCUCCCCCGUGCAGGCCUGGGUGGAGUCGCUGCAGCACCACGAUGACGAAUGCCGAGGCCUGACCGACCUCCACCCCGAUGUCUUCGCCGUCAGGCCCAGGCUGGACAUCCUGCACAUGGUGGCGAUGUGGCAGAAGAAUUUCAAGAGGAUCAGCUAUGCCAAGGUGAAGACGCGGGCAGAGGUGCGGGGGGGCGGCAGGAAACCCUGGCGGCAGAAAGGAUCGGGCCGGGCCCGGCACGGCAGCAUCCGCUCGCCCCUGUGGCGCGGGGGGGGCAUCGCCCAUGGGCCACGGGGUCCCACCAGCUACUACUACAUGCUGCCCAUGAAGGUGCGGGUGCUGGGGCUGAAGGUGGCACUGACGGUGAAGCUGAUGCAGGAUGAUCUCCACAUCGUCGACAGCCUGGAGAUACCCACCGCCGACCCCCAGUAUCUGCUGGACCUGGCGCGGUACCGGCGUUGGGGCCGCUCCGUCCUCAUCGUUGACGUCAACAAGGUGCCGGAGAACAUCGGAACUGCGGCAGCCGGCCUGAAAACCAUCAACCUGAUCCCGGCAUUAGGUCUCAACGUGCACAGCAUGCUGAAGCACGAGACGCUGGUGCUCACGCUGGACACCGUCACCUUCCUGGAGAAGAAGUUGCUGUGGCAUGACACCCGUUAUUCAGCGCUCUACCCUUUCUCCAUGCCCUACAGCGACUUCCCCUGACCCCCCCCAGGCAGGAUCCACCCCCCCCCCGGCAGGAUCCAGCCCCCCCCCCCCCUUUGGAAAAAGUUUUUGGGGGUGCCACGUGCUGCAGUGGCCACUAAAGUGGUUUCUAAGA
Molecule: messenger RNA, 1103 nt
Organism: Grus americana (Whooping crane)
Lineage: Eukaryota; Metazoa; Chordata; Aves; Gruiformes; Gruidae
Gene: MRPL4
Product: mitochondrial ribosomal protein L4
Exons: 9
Coding region: 74-988 (304 amino acids)
Biological process (GO): translation
Cellular component (GO): ribosome
Molecular function (GO): structural constituent of ribosome
Source: RefSeq, a predicted model, not a curated record